AUGUCUCUCAAUUGUAUUGUGAUCGAACCAGCUGCGUUAACAGAAUUUCGUAAAAAACGUGAUCGUCAUGAUAGUUACUACAGGAUAAACUCGGAUGAAACCUAUCAAUCGUUCUUUCACACACAUACGUGUUAUGACUGUAUGCCGAAGAGUGGCAAAGUCUUAUUGCUCGAUGCUCGUUUAUCGAUUCGCAAAGCUUUCUUUGCACUUGUAUUCAAUGGUGUUCGAGCUGCACUUGUCUGGCAUUCUCCAACGUCUUCCACCAUUGGUCUAAUCACAAUAAGUGAUUUCAUCAAUAUGCUUAUCACAGCGUACGAUGCCAAAUGGAAUAGCGUCGAAGUACUCGAAUCGUCUUCUAUACUUGAAUGGAAACAAAACUUACUGCGAAAAAAUGAUAAUCAAACUGAACUAAACAGUUCGAAUAUAGUUCAACUUUAUCCCGAAGACAGUUUAUCCGCAGCGGUGUUGGCAUUACUUCGACAUAACAUCCAUCGUGUACCCGUAGUCGAUCCGUUUACAAAGAAUUUUCUCUUUUUAGUCACACAUAAACGUAUUUUAAAGUUCUUGUAUUUAUACAUCUAUGAUUUACCUCAACCGCAUUUUAUUCAUCAAACAUUAGAAGAACUGAAAAUCGGUACUUAUGAGAAUCUAGUUAUGAUCGAUCUGCAAACUAAGUUAAUCGACGUUCUACGUACGUUUCAAGCUCUGCGCAUAUCAGCAUUACCUGUUGUUGAUAGUGAAAAGCGAUUACGUGAUGUUUAUUCCAAAUUUGAUAUCAUGCAUUUAGCAGCAACACGCACCUAUGCGAAUCUCGAUGUUCCGUUAUGCGAUAUCCUCGAUUUGAUACACGAUCAUAACACGCAUCAAGUGAUAACUUGUAAAUUGACUGAUCAAUUAUUUGAAUUAAUGGAUAAAUUCGUUACCCGAGAGGUGCAUCGAUUGAUUAUUGUGGAUGAUGAUCUGCAUAUUAUUGGUAUUUUUUCCAUGUCGGAUCUCAUGAGAUUUCUCGUGCCAACAUUUGAAAAUUUAAGUCGUACUAAUUCGAAUACAUCUACAACAAGUAACACCACGGGACCUGUGUUUGAUGAAAAAACAACAACAACAUCAACAACAAUGGGUGACUCAAUGAUAACUUCAUCAAUUGAAUAUGAUUACUUAAUCAAAUUUCUUGCAUUAGGAGAUUCAGGCGUUGGUAAAACAACGUUUCUUUAUCAAUAUACAGAUAGUCAAUUUAAUCCAAAGUUUAUUUCAACUGUUGGAAUUGAUUUUCGUGAAAAACGUGUCGUCUAUCGACCGAAAACUCCACCCAAUGCCAAACCCUAUCGAAUUCAUCUGCAAUUAUGGGACACAGCCGGACAAGAACGAUUUCGAAGUUUAACAACAGCAUUCUUUCGUGAUGCGAUGGGUUUUAUCUUAAUGUUCGAUUUAACAUCUGAACAAUCAUUUCUCAACGUACGUAAUUGGCUUGCUCAAUUACAAUGUCAUGCCUACUGUGAAGAUCCCGAUGUGAUACUUGUUGGCAAUAAAGCUGAUCGUGAAGAUGCACGUGUUAUCUCCCAAACACGGGCGAAGGAACUAGCCGAUAAAUAUUCACUCCAGUACAUUGAAACGAGUGCAUUUACAGCGCAGAAUAUAAAUCAAUAUUUCCUGUACGGCAACCACCCCCGGCACCAACAACGCAAGAAGAGGCAGCAUGUGCCUGUUAAAUUUAUUAUUUCUGCCUUCGACAGUGAAAUCCUUGACUACUGUGAAGCAAUACGAGUCUCAUUACGUAUCUGUUUUCUCUGA
Adineta ricciae is the source of this 1788-nucleotide messenger RNA. NCBI's taxonomy places the organism in Eukaryota, Metazoa, Rotifera, Eurotatoria, Adinetida, Adinetidae. The record is from the annotation of a GenBank genome assembly.